Molecule: messenger RNA, 1902 nt
Organism: Theileria equi strain WA
Lineage: Eukaryota; Apicomplexa; Aconoidasida; Piroplasmida; Theileriidae
Exons: 1
Coding region: 1-1902 (633 amino acids)
Source: RefSeq, a predicted model, not a curated record
AUGAGUGGGAGUGAUGAUGGCAAGAUAUUGCAUUUAGAGGUAAACAGAAGAUGUGGAGACCAAGGAUCAUGUAGUUGUCCAGGCGAGAAACCAGAUGGUGGUGUAGAAGUCAAAAAGGGGUCCAGCAAUCAAAAUGCUGUUGGUUUUGUUUCCCUUACUCAUUACCUUAAGGAUGGAACAAUUUCCCUUAAAAAAGACCUAGAUGGAGGUGAUAAACUUGAAGGUUCAGAUGUUUCUAACGUUAAGGAUGUUUCCGUUUACUAUUGGGAGGAAGACAAGGAACAUACAAAACCACUUCUUAUUGAGGUUAAUAAUGGUGAAGUCAAGCCAAGAUAUUACAAAAAAUCUAAAGAGGGGGAGUCAGGAAGUACUGACACACAUAUCUGGAAGCUUCAUGACAAUUCUGAUGGCACAUCCUUACAGGCUUUGUUAGACGAUAGAAACUGUGUAUGGCAUAAUGUAAUUCCAUUUUAUCUUGAUGAGCCAGAAAAAGGUAUAGGUACUAGUUCAGAUUGUGCAAAAAAUAAAAAUGUCGAAUUUGUUAGGCCAUCUCCACUUUCUGGGAGUGAAUACAUGGUUACUGAGUAUAAGCUUAAUGGUGAUGGAAGUACCAGAUUUUCGAGGGUUAUGCUUGAUAAAGAUAGGGUAAAUGGUAUCAUUAUCCCUAAUGAUAUAAUUAGUAAUAUUCGACUAUAUUCAUCGCCGAUUAAUGAUAGUGCCACACCAAUUAUGUUUGAGUUUGUUGGUAAUACUGGAGGAGACUCUAAAUGGUACUUUAAUCAAGGUGGAAAUGGUAUUCAAUGGCCACAAGAUGCAGGAUCCAGUGGGUUCUAUAACGGCAAAGAUAAUCUUUUAUCUCAACUCACGGAGAAGUUUACUAAGAAGUUAGACGGGCUAGUUUGUGAAUACCAUAAUGGUGUAACCAUUGAUUUAUCACAUAGUAUAUCUACAUCAGGGGGAAGCUACUGUUGUGAUCAACAUAAAGGUAAGGGUGGUAUGGUAACUGUAGAGGCAAUAGAAAUUAAAAAUGAAUCCAGCUCAAGUCAUACCACAGUAUAUAGACACUCCAUUAAAGAUUCUCAACAUAAGUUGGUUGACAUUAAAUUCUACAAGGAUGAUGAUCAGAGUCAAAGAAGACAUAUACAGUCCACCAGCUUAAACUUUCCAAUUCCUGGCCCUGUGGAAAUUUACACCUUUUAUUCUAAUGGUAGUAGAGACCCUAAGCUUAUAUACGUUCACAAGGAUUCGGACAAUAGAGCUACUGGAUGGUACCAAAUGCAGGGCACUAGUGGUAAUGACAGGAAGUGGAAGAAAACCUAUCAAAAACUCAAGGGUAUUGAUAAAGGUAAGAUAGAAAGCCGCAACCUAGGCUGUCAACAGUGGAAUUAUCUUGUAAAGGAGCUUAAGCACACUAACAGUGACUUGCAAGAAUGUCCUCAAGAGAUUGCUAAACAACAACUAGAACAACGAGCAGAACUACGUGCUGAAGACGGUGCUAAACAAAUGGAACUAGCACCUGAAGAACUAGGACAAGAAGCAGCUAAAGAGGAAGAGAAAAAGAAAAGGACUGAAGAAGACUUAUCUAAACUUACUGUUGCUGCUUCUGCUCCUCAUCAAGGUACCGAAGCUGCUGCUGAACCUCCUACUGGUCCUCCUGGAGCUCCAUCUACUUCUACUAAAUCUCCUCCUACUGCUUCUCAUGGAUCUACUCCUCCAGCUCCUUCUGAAGAACCUCAAGCUGCUGAAUUUGGUGCUGAAGCCGGUCUUACUACUGCUGCCACUAGUCUAUGGUUAACCUUUGGAGCAUCUUCUGGUACCCUUACCGGAGCUGGUGGUCUUACUGGACUUGGUUGGUGGGCAUUUAAACGUUCUAGAGGAGAUCCUUGGGUUAGACAGAUUUAG